AGGUGAGUCGCUGGAUUGAUAUUCGUUUGAUAUAUCGUUUGAUAUUCGUAUACAAUUGCUCCGCGAUAAUUAUUUCAUUAUAAUUUAAUCUCAGAAAAGCUACAAAAAUAUUCAUAACAAAAUCUAAAACGAAAAAUAUCUGUUUUCUCAAUGGUUCCUCUUUAUGCAACUGUUUAUUUGUUUGAAGCAAUCAUUAUUUAAGUCAUGACUUCACCCUUUGUUAAAUUUAUGUCAAGAAUGCUCUUAACUCCCGAAAGAACCUAUUUCUAUAUGUUUCUCUGUACUUUGAUCGGUUUUAUGUCAGCAACAAAUCUUUAUGAUAACAAUUACGAAACAAUCAUCUCCGAACUGAGUCAUGAACUCUUAUCUUCUGAAAAUAAUCUUCUUGUAGAUGUAUCGAAAGUUCUUUUUACCAUCUCUUCUCUGAAUAGUAAUUUUCCUUUGAUCAACAACCAACCCUACCAAAGUUAUUUAAGUAUCAUCAGAAGUUACUUUCACUUCAGAAAAUCUCUCCGUAAGGAAGAAACACCUUUGUCAAUUCAUAAAAAACGGAAUGGCUCCACUUGGCAUAAAAGAAUCCCUGAUAAGAGAAACCAGCAUAAAAGAUAUUCUUGUAUUUCUGCAAGGUUGUUAUAUCCUUUGAGGGACUUUGGUAAAAAUGUUGUGAUCCUUUCUUCCGGUUGUUCUGGGACACUUCUUUCUGCACAGUUUGUUCUAACUGCCGCCCAUUGUGUUCACAAUGGCAGAACAAGUUUCACAAAUCUACAAGUGAUAAUUCAAGAGACGAUAUUAAGCCGAAGAAUCCACUAUGUCAAACGCAUUACGGUACCAAAAGGUUGGUUACUAGUUGACAACUUGGUGGACACUGAACGAUAUGUAAACGAUUACGCUGUUUUAGAAUUGGCCGUAGAAGUAACUGGACGCAGAGAGUUUAUGAAACUGAAGGCUCCGGACAGGAACACUAUGGCAUUUGAUAUGUAUUAUAUGGGGUUUACAUUUAAACAGGAACUGAAGUUCUCGAUUAACACAUGUCCAUGGGAAACCGGAAGAUUAUUCAUGAAUCAUAAUCUCAUUACAAGAGUUUGCGGAGCUGGCAGUGGUCAUUCCGGCUCAGCCGUAUUUACGUACAAUCAGCAAAAGGGUUUUCGUAUAUCAGGCAUUGUUUCGCAUGCCCGAAUGAUAAAGACUAACCAUGCCAACCGGUCAAAUGGUCAAUGGACAGUCAUUACAGCAUUGACAGAUUCCAGGAUCAAACACAUCUGUUCCAUCGUCCAAGCAGGGACUCGGAGUACCGGAGGAUCGUGUGACCAGCAACAAACACAUUUAUUUUAUUGAUGGACAUUUCAACACUCGAGACAUUGCGGAGCAGGUAUUUGGAUGUUCACAGCAUAAACACAUAUAUGACACUUAUACACACAGACUUAUAGAUAUGUAAACGCACACACAUACACACACACACACACACACACACACACACACACACACACACACACACACACACACACACACACACACACAUAUUCACUAAUCACUGUGACGUGCAUACAUACGUUAAAUGAAUACAGUCAUAGAGCAGCAAAAGCGUGAAAAUACGUUUCAAUUCGAACAUACCACACACACACACACAUAUAU
Messenger RNA from Octopus sinensis (East Asian common octopus), 1632 nucleotides. Its product is annotated as serine protease 23-like. Gene Ontology annotation, molecular function: serine-type endopeptidase activity. The record is from RefSeq and is a predicted model, not a curated record. The transcript has a single exon. Bases 205 to 1335 code for a protein of 376 amino acids. Lineage: Eukaryota; Metazoa; Mollusca; Cephalopoda; Octopoda; Octopodidae. Gene Ontology annotation, biological process: proteolysis.